AGACAACAAGGUGCAGCGCAAAUUAACAGAGCGACUUUUCGGAGAGAAACACCACGAGAAUCACAUUGCGAUCGAGCGUUUACACUUCAACGAGCAUCCGGCCCCCGCUGAAGCUGUCGUCGUAUUCAAUCCUCAUGAGGCCUCUGAUAUAGGGUUGCACAACAAAGCCCGACCCAAGCGGGCCACCAUCGGAUCAUCUGCUACUCGGCGCCCGCAACCAUGGGUGUCUGCGCAUCAUGCCUCGGUAACAACCGCAGCGAACAAUACGAGGAGGACGACGACUCCCGACUGCUGAACGAUGAUAUAAACAACAUGCACUAUGGAAGCCUUGGGCAGCAGCAAUUGACCGGGCAGGAGGAUCCUCUUGAAACGCAACGAGAAAUCGAGGCUUUGCAGAGGGUUGUGGCCAGAACCUCCGACAACAUGGUCGACAUUUUCGAGAUCACCCCUCAAGACACACGAGCGGCGCCGAAGCAGUACGAUGUUGAAGGAGAGGAAGACCCCAAGAUGGCGAGAUAUCAAAGUCUGCUUUCAAAACUCUCUGAGGACGCAGCUCAGCAGCCGCUAAGCCUGAGCAGCACAGCAAGUACCAAGGUUGAUUGGGUACCGUGGGAUGAAGACAACAUCGAGAUGCACAACGGCGCCAUCGUACCGCCGCUUAAGAUCGAAGCCGCAGAACCAUUUGUUGGCACAUUUGCCGACGCCGCUGCCGUGGCUGCUGCAAGAUAACGAAGCGAUCGAUCGGAUUUUCUCAUUCUUUCUUCUGAGAGAGGGGGAAAAAAACGAACUGGUCUUGGGUACAAAAUUUUAUGAUGCUCAUAUGCACGGCAGCAAAAGCAUCAACCUACCCUACACACGGCCUCAUAAAGCAACGAAACGCCACAACCGAUCCCCACCUUGGCCGCCUUCGCAAUCAAUCCCAUCAAUCUUGCUGUGGAAUUUGCGUCGCUAGCCGCCUACCUGGCCCCCGUGAACCCGAUGCGCAAGGAUUGCCCUGCUUCAGGCAAACAGCCCAUCCCCUGCUCGAACCGCGAACUCCUUUCUUGGCACCUGUUCCCUGUCUGUCACCGACGACACGCGAUCGCAUCUAAGGCAGCCAGAGUCUUGUUUUCUAGAUGCACAGAAGCGUCAUUCAUUCAGGAUUCACUUUAUGCGAUUGCAUCACCGGCUGGCUUGGAAUCGACCUGCACGAUCGAUAUCCUAGACUUAAAGUGACCUUUAGUCAUUCGGCCGAUGCCCACCCAUACCCUACCCAUGGCGACUAGGGCAUGGCUCUUGAAGUGAAUUUGACAUUGGAAAUAGGUUUGCGUUGCGCAUGAAGUCACGGAAGAUGUUUGGAUGAAGAGGCACCAUUGAAUUUGUUAUUUUACGAACACAUCACCAUAUUUCCUAUCUCUUCUGUUUGUCACAUCUACUGUAGUCUCCUUUGUCUUUUUUUUUUUGUACAUAUAUACAAGGUAGUUUUCGCACUCGAGGAUCACAAUCUGACGAGGGAUAUUCUCGCAGAGAGGGUCUGUACCGCAAUAAAGUUUUAGUCUUG
Molecule: messenger RNA, 1540 nt
Organism: Pyricularia oryzae 70-15
Lineage: Eukaryota; Fungi; Ascomycota; Sordariomycetes; Magnaporthales; Pyriculariaceae
Exons: 3
Coding region: 220-729 (169 amino acids)
Biological process (GO): positive regulation of MAPK cascade; lysosome organization; positive regulation of TOR signaling
Cellular component (GO): late endosome membrane; Ragulator complex; membrane raft
Source: RefSeq, a predicted model, not a curated record